AAUAGUGAACAUGUUAAAAUCGCGCUUCUUUAGUCUCGCCACUUUUUGUUGCUUGUUUUUCACAUUAACUUCUUGUCAACGAUAUCCGGAUCAAAAUUUGGACUUGGACUAUGAAUAUGAUCAAUGGCCGUAUCCUUCAAAUAAUCAUCCACUAAAUAUAGACAACAAUCGUAAUUUGUAUCGUCCUACGCCAGUACGUCCACCACCACCACCACGCGAUCCAAACGUAAUUGUGGUGCCGCGUUUGGGUGAAGUGCGUGGCAAAGUUGGUUAUAAAGUGAUUAAAGGACGUUCGAUUAAUGCAUUUUUAGGUUUAAAAUACGGCGUCGUUGGACCAGGCUUAGGACGUUUUCAAAAAGCUUCUGUUCCUGAAAGCACUAAUAAUGACGUAAUAGAUGCAACAAGAGAACCAGCAAACUGCCCACAAUUUCCUGAUUUGCGUUUGAUAACACAGGCCGAACAGAGAAGAGAAAAUGUGGAUGAUUGCUUAACACUCAAUAUUUACACCCCAAAUAAAGCAGGUCAAUUUCCGGUAAUUGUGUUUGUACACGGUGAAAUGUUAUUUGAUGGCAGUGCCGCUGAAGGUCAACCUGACUAUUUUCUGGAACACGAUGUAGUACUGGUAACCAUUAACUAUCGCUUAGCACCAUUUGGUUUUCUGACCACUUUAACAGAUGAUAUGCCCGGCAAUGUAGCACUUGCAGAUAUACACAUGGCCUUGGAAUGGGUGAACCAAUAUAUACGUCCUUUCGGAGGUAAUGCAGAUCAAGUAACAUUAAUCGGUCAAGCAGGUGGAGCAACACUGGUUCACGCUUUAAGUUUAAGUGAUAAGGCACUUGGUUUGUUCCACAAAUUAAUUUUACAAUCCGGCACAGCAUUGAAUCCCUAUUUUUGGGAUGAAGAUCCACUUAACACACUGAAAAGUUUUGCUAGAUUAGCAAGUUGCCCAGUAAGUAACAGUGACAGAAACAACACUUACUUGAUAAAUUGUCUUCAGCAUAUGACAACCACUAAUCUAUUGACUACAUUCAAAAACCAUUGGGAAAGGUACGAACCAUACGGCACAAGAAUAACAGGAGGCUUUAAGUUGGUUGUUGGUGAUAGAUUAGGAUACAUAACACAGAGUCCUGCAGCACUUGUUGCCAAUAAUAUGUAUCCAGUGAUUAUGGGUGUCACUAAGGAUGCAGGCGCAUUUAUUUUGUCAAGAUUUUAUAAUCAAUUGGAACAAUUGCGCUCACGCAACAUAAGUGACUUUAUAAAUGUCGUGCUUAAACACACAGCACAACCACGACAUCAUCAAUUGUGGAAGAAUCUAGCAUUGCAGCAAAUAUUUACAGAAGAAGAUAUACGUAAUCCUAAGUUAUAUAGCAUAGCACAAGGAUUACUAGAGCUAACAAAUUUAAUUUUGUAUCGCGGCCCUAUUAUUGAUUCUAUACGUUACACAUAUAGAAAGUAUCCAACUUAUUUAUAUUGCUUUGAUUAUCGUGGCGAGUUUCAUCGUUUCGGACAUCUACCAAAUCCUUUACCAUAUCAAGCUGAUGCAACACUUAGUGAUGAUAAUAUUUACUUAUAUCCUUAUCCGCAAGAAGUAAGCCAACUUAACGCAAAGGAUAAACAAAUUGCUACUGCUUUAGUUAAUAUGUGGGUUAGCUUUGCCGAGUAUAAUAAUCCAACACCACGUAAUACAAAUCUUUGGCCAAAUGUAACUUCAGACUACGGCCCAUUUGUGCGUAUUUCGAAUGUUAAUGAGAACUCAUUAGAAUUGGAUUAUCAUUUUGGAGAAGGAAUACCAACACCCAAUUUAUAUCCUGAAUAUUUUACAACCACAACCACUUCGACAACUCCAAGAACCACUACAACUACUACCACUCAACGUACUAAUCCAUACUAUCCUAAUUAUGAAGGUUAUCGGCCGCCUCUCUACAACUAUCCAAACUCAAACGACUAUUCACAGAAUAGAAGACAAGACUACGAACAACCACAUAAUGUUCCAUAUGACCGCAAUCGGUUUGGCUAAACUAUUUGAAGCAUAAAACACAAAUUAUUGUUCAUAACAUAUAAUAUUAUUUAAAAA
Teleopsis dalmanni is the source of this 2074-nucleotide messenger RNA. Its product is annotated as glutactin-like. The transcript has 7 exons. Lineage: Eukaryota; Metazoa; Arthropoda; Insecta; Diptera; Diopsidae. The coding region runs from base 11 to 2017 and encodes 668 amino acids. The record is from RefSeq and is a predicted model, not a curated record.